Molecule: messenger RNA, 1565 nt
Organism: Cornus florida
Lineage: Eukaryota; Viridiplantae; Streptophyta; Magnoliopsida; Cornales; Cornaceae
Product: 3-oxo-Delta(4,5)-steroid 5-beta-reductase-like
Exons: 2
Coding region: 138-1307 (389 amino acids)
Source: RefSeq, a predicted model, not a curated record
AAAAGUUAAUCCAUUUCUUCUCACCUCACUCACAGCCUGUUAGCUACUCCAAUUCUCUCUCUCUCUCUCUCUCUCUCUCUCCCCCCCACCCAACAGAUACCCAUUUCUACAAUAGAUAGCUGCAGGUGAACAGUAAAAUGAGCUGGUGGUGGGCUGGAGCUAUUAGCGCUGCAAAGAAGAAAUUGGAAGAUGACGAUGGGCCACCAAAGUACCAAAGCGUUGGUCUCAUCGUCGGCGUGACCGGCAUCGUUGGCAACAGCCUAGCUGAGAUCCUCCCCCUCUCCGACACCCCUGGCGGCCCAUGGAAGGUCUACGGCGUCGCCCGCCGCCCCCGCCCCCCUUGGAACUCCGAUCACCCCAUCGAAUACAUCCAGUGCGACGUCUCCAACCCCGAAGAAACCCAAUCCAAGCUCUCAGCCCUCCAAGACAUCACUCAUAUCUUCUACGUAACUUGGGCUAAUCGAUACACUGAAAUUGAAAAUUGUCCAGCAAAUGGACAAAUGUUGAGAAAUGUACUCAAUGCAGUGAUACCCAAUUCCCCAAAUUUGCAGCAUAUUUGCCUUCAAACAGGUCGAAAGCAUUAUAUAGGUCCCUUUGAACUGUGGGGAAAAGCUCAAAUCCAUGAUCCUCCGUUUCAUGAGGAUCUUCCUAGGCUAGAUGUGCCCAAUUUUUACCAUACCCUCGAAGAUAUUAUGUGGGAAGAGGUUGGGAAGAGGGAGGGCUUAACGUGGUCUGUUCAUCGACCCUCGAUAAUAUUUGGGUUUUCGCCCUAUAGUUUGAUAAACCUCGUGGGUUCCCUGUGUGUUUAUGCUGCAAUUUGUAAGCAAGAGGGUGCUCCAUUUAGGUUUCCGGGGAACCGGGCAGGGUGGGAGGAGUACUCGGAUGCAUCGGACGCGGACUUGAUUGCCGAGCAUCAGAUAUGGGCAGCAGUGGAUCCAAAUGCGCAGAACGAGGCCUUCAAUUGUAGCAAUGGUGAUGUGUUUAAGUGGAAGCAUUUGUGGAAGGUGUUGGCUGAGCAAUUCGGGGUGGAGUAUUGCGAGUUUGAGGAUGGAUUGGGUAUGAGUUUAGAGGAGAUGAUGAAGGAUAAAGGGCCAGUGUGGGAUGAGAUUGUGAGUGAGAAUGGUCUGUUGCCUACUAAACUGGAAGAGGUCGGAGUGUGGUGGUUUGUUGAUCUUAUUCUGAGUGGUGAGUUGAAGUUGGAUAGUAUGAACAAGAGCAAAGAGCAUGGGUUCUUGGGAUUUAGGAACUCCAAAUCAUCGUUUAUUUCUUGGAUCGAUAAGAUGAAAGCUAACAGAAUCGUUCCUUAGAUUGAUAUCGAGUUGUUAAUAUCUCUGUUAUAUAUAUGUAUAUAUAGAUAUAUAUAUUUCGUACUCUGAUGAUUGUAUAAAAUAUAUAGAAACUGUACAACAGGGGUGAUAGCCCCAUGUCUGGUAUGUGUUGAAAGAAGAGAAUAAUAAAGAAAGAAGCAUUUGCUUCCUCAAACUAUAAAUAGUAGUUGUAGAUUUUAGGUUGGUUUUGUGUCUGUUGGCGAUACAAAUUUAUUGAGAUGUUUGUGUUUUGUGUUU